UUUUUAUAUGGACUUAAUCAAUCGAAAUGGAUGGUAAAACGAAGGACGCAUUAUCGCUUUUAACCUUUUUAUGUUAUGUGUGUUUGUGCACAAGUCAGGACUCUUACUACUUUAGCCGGAAACCAGAGAGUCAGUCUGUUGCUGAAAAUAGUGAAGCCAUCCUCUAUUGUGACGUAUCGAACAGAAAGUUCAUAGAAUUCAGCUGGCUUUUAGGGGAACAGCCGAUUCAAGACACAAGUCGGAGAUUUCAGGAGGGCAGCAACUUAAGGAUACUUCGUGUAACAAGGAACGAGGAUGAAGGGCCUUUCAAUUGUGUCGCAACAAACAGAUCCACUGGCUUUGCCCUGCAGAGUACUGAUGCCAUGCUCAACAUACAAU
Ylistrum balloti is the source of this 378-nucleotide messenger RNA. RefSeq names its product inactive tyrosine-protein kinase 7-like. The transcript has 2 exons. NCBI's taxonomy places the organism in Eukaryota, Metazoa, Mollusca, Bivalvia, Pectinida, Pectinidae. The record is from RefSeq and is a predicted model, not a curated record. The annotation marks the transcript as partial.